This is a messenger RNA of Dichomitus squalens LYAD-421 SS1, 1716 nucleotides long. RefSeq names its product signal recognition particle protein. The record is from RefSeq and is a predicted model, not a curated record. Gene Ontology annotation, biological process: SRP-dependent cotranslational protein targeting to membrane; SRP-dependent cotranslational protein targeting to membrane, translocation. Gene Ontology annotation, molecular function: GTP binding; 7S RNA binding; ATP hydrolysis activity. Bases 1 to 1716 code for a protein of 571 amino acids. NCBI's taxonomy places the organism in Eukaryota, Fungi, Basidiomycota, Agaricomycetes, Polyporales, Polyporaceae. Gene Ontology annotation, cellular component: cytosol; signal recognition particle, endoplasmic reticulum targeting. The transcript has 9 exons.
AUGGUGUUGGCCGACCUUGGACGCAAGCUCAAUGCGGCCCUUUCAUCACUUAAUCGUGCACCAGUAGUUGACGACAAGGUUCUGGAUGCUUUGCUCAAGGAAGUGUGCGCGGCUCUCUUGGAAUCCGAUGUGAACGUCAAGCUUGUCGCACAACUUCGACAGAAGGUCAAGACAAAAGUAAAGGCUGCUCUAGAAAGCGGCGCGGAUAAGGGCAAGGAGCAAAAUCGGAGACAUGUCGUGCAAAAAGCCGUUUUCGAUGAGCUUGUGCAACUCGUUGACCCGGGUGUCGAGCCCUAUAAACCGAAGAAGGGGCAUCCCAAUGUCAUCAUGGCCGUCGGUCUGCAGGGAAACGGUAAAACAACAACAUGCACGAAACUCGCAGUCUACUAUCAGAGGCGCGGUUUCAAAUCAUGCAUUGUCUGCGCCGAUACCUUUCGUGCCGGUGCCUUCGAUCAGACCCGCCAGUCUGCUACCAAGGCGAAAGUCGCCUACUUCGGUUCCUACACCGAGACGGAUCCUGUCACUAUUGCAGCGCAAGGUGUCGCCAAGUUCAAGAAGGAACGCUUCGAUGUUAUCAUCGUGGAUACGUCUGGUCGUCACAAGCAGGAAUCUGAGUUGUUCAGAGAGAUGGUGCAAAUAGGGGAAGCCGUGCAACCCGACCAGACCGUCAUGGUCUUGGAUGCCAGUAUCGGCCAGGCCGCUGAGGCGCAAGCCCGGGCAUUCAAGGAGAGCGCCAACUUCGGAGCGAUCAUCGUGACCAAGAUGGAUGGUCAUGCGAAGGGUGGAGGAGCUAUCUCAGCUGUCGCAGCAACGAAGACACCUAUCAUCUUUCUCGGUGUCGGCGAACACUUGCACGACUUGGACAAGUUCUCACCACAGCCUUUCAUCUCAAAGCUUCUUGGACUUGGAGACAUGCAAGGUCUCGUCGAGCACAUGCAAGACAUCGCUACGCAGAAUCCGGACAAGCAGAAGGAGAUGGCGAAGAAACUAGAGGAGGGCAAGCUGAGCAUCCGUGAUUGGCGAGAGCAGAUUCAGAACGUCAUGAACAUGGGCCCGUUGUCUAAGAUCGCCUCAAUGAUUCCCGGUCUGCCCCAGGAUCUUCUCCAGGGCUCGGAUGAAGAAGGCACCCUCCGCAUGAAGCGCAUGAUCUAUAUCACUGACAGCAUGACCGCCGCCGAGCUCGACUCUGACGGCUCCAUGUUCAUGGAGUGGGGUAAGGACGGCAAGCCGACCGGCCUCACCUGGCGCGUCCAGCGCGUCGCGAGGGGAAGCGGCACGAGCGUGCGCGAGGUCGAGGACCUGCUGUGCCAGUACCGCAUGAUGGCAAACAUGGCGAAGCAGGCCGGCGGAAAGAACGGGUGGCUCCAGGCGAUACAGAAGAUGCAAGCCGCCGCCGGUGGCCGCGGACGUGGUGCUAACGGAAUGCCGACACCGGCGCAGAUUCAGGCCAUGCAGCGCGCUAUGCCUCCGGGGAUGCUUCAGCAGCUGCAGCGCCAGAUGCGCGGUGGCGGCGGCAUGCAGGAGAUGAUGAAGGCCAUGAUGCAGGGUCAAGGAGGCGAUCAGUUCGACAUGGAAGAGAUGCAACGCAUGAUGCAGCAAAUGGGUGGCGGUCUGGGCGGCCUCGGAGGUCUUGGUGGUCUCGGUGGUGGCAUGCCGAACAUGGGCGACAUGUUCAAGAUGAUGGGUAUGGGUGGCAUGGGUCGUGGCGGACGGUGA